This is a messenger RNA of Lampris incognitus (smalleye Pacific opah), 2089 nucleotides long. It is a transcript of the gene crmp1, whose product is annotated as collapsin response mediator protein 1. Gene Ontology annotation, molecular function: hydrolase activity, acting on carbon-nitrogen (but not peptide) bonds, in cyclic amides. Bases 1 to 2049 code for a protein of 682 amino acids. The transcript has 14 exons. Gene Ontology annotation, cellular component: cytosol; cytoplasm. The record is from RefSeq and is a predicted model, not a curated record. Lineage: Eukaryota; Metazoa; Chordata; Actinopteri; Lampriformes; Lampridae.
AUGUCCGAUUGUAGGAGGCAGUGGAACCGAGAGGAUGAACUGCCGGUUUACCUGGCGGGGCCGAUCAGCACGGGGCCGAGCCAGCGGAAAUCCUACGGGAUGUUCAGCUCCGUGGAGGGGGCGUUCGACAGCAAGACGAUAGACUUCGACAGCUACGCGGUGGGCAGGAAAGGGAGCCGCACCCCGAGGAGCGGGAGCCGAGAGAGGGUGCUGGACGUCGGCGACCCCGCCGCCCAGACGGCCGCCGCGGGCCGGGCAGGCUCGCUGCUCGGCUCGCCCGAGAGGAGAGACUACAGUAAACAGCCUGGCUCAUGCCUCUCACUCUGUCCCCUUCCUCCUCCCCUUUCUCCCCCUUCCUCUACCUUAAAGAGUGAAGGGCUGUUGAUCAAAGGGGGACGAGUGGUCAACGAUGAUCAGUCUCUGUAUGCGGACGUCUACAUCGAGGAUGGGCUCAUCAAGCAAGUGGGGGAGAACCUGAUUGUUCCCGGAGAUGUGAAGGUGAUCGAGGCUAAAGGUCGCAUGGUGAUACCGGGGGGCGUAGAUGUCAACACCUGUCUGAUGAAGCCCUAUCUGGGCACACAGCCCGUGGAUGACUUUUUCCAGGGUACCAUGGCAGCUCUGGCGGGGGGCACUACCAUGAUCAUUGACCAUGUGGCCCCCCAGCCAGGAGAAAGCUUGCUGGAGGCUUUUGAGUACUGGCAGGAGGCUGCGGACAGGAAGGCGUGUUGCGAUUACUCCCUCCAUGUAGACAUCCCCCAGUGGCACGAGGGCGUCAAGGAGGAGCUGGAGCUCCUGGUGCAGGAGAAAGGUGUCAACUCCUUCCAGGUGUUCAUGGCCUACAAAGACUUGUACCAAAUGAAAGACUCUCAGCUGUAUGAGGCGUUCUCGUUCCUUAAGGAGUUGGGUGCCGUGGUGCUGGUCCACGCUGAGAAUGGGGACCUGAUUGCUCAGGAACAGAGAAAGAUCCUUAGCAUGGGAAUCACUGGGCCUGAGGGCCAUCCCCUGAGUCGACCCGAAGAGAUAGAGGCUGAGGCGGUGUUCCGUGCCAUCACUCUCGGUAGCCGUGUCAACUGCCCCGUCUACAUCACCAAGGUGAUGAGUAAGAGUGCAGCUGACACUGUCACCCAGGCCCGGAGGAAAGGAUCUGUCGUCUUCGGGGAACCAAUUACAGCCAGCCUGGCCACUGAUGGCUCUCACUAUUGGAGCAAGAACUGGGCCAAGGCUGCUGCCUAUGUGAUGUCUCCCCCCCUUAGUCCUGACCCCACGACCCCUGACCACCUCCACACACUGCUGGCCUGCGGGGACCUGCAGGUGGUGGGCAGUGCUCACUGUGCCUACAGUGUGUCCCAGAAGGCCAUCGGCAAGGACGACUUCACCCUGAUACCCGAGGGAACCAACGGCGUGGAAGAGAGGAUGGGGUUUGUCUGGGACAAAGCUGUGGCCAUGGGGAAGAUGGACGAGAACCAAUUUGUGGCCGUCACAUCCACCAACGCUGCCAAAAUCUUCAACCUUUACCCCCGUAAGGGCCGGAUAGCAGCGGGCUCCGAUGCGGACAUCGUCAUCUGGGACCCCAAUAAAAGCAAGACCAUUACCGCGAAACGCCAGCAGUCGGCUUUGGAGUACAACAUCUUUGAGGGUCUGGAGUGCCGCGGGGGUCCGGUGCUGGUGGUGAGUCAGGGCCAUGUGGCGUAUGAGGACGACAAGCUGCAGGUUCAACAGGGCGCUGGCCGCUUCAUUCCCCGCAAGCCGUUCCCAGACUAUGCCUACCAGCGCAUCAAGUUCAGGAACCAGGUUAAAGGCAGGCAAGGCGUAUCCCGUGGGAUGUAUGACGGGCCCGUGUACGACAUGCCCAUCACUCCAAAAUACAUCACUCCUGCCCCCUCGGCCAAGACCUCACCCAUCUCCCACCAGCCUCCACCAAUCCGUAAUCUUCACCUGUCCAACUUCAGCCUAUCAGGUGCCCAGAUAGACGACAACGUGCCGCGUCGCUCCGGCCACCGUAUUGUAGCGCCACCUGGUGGACGUUCGAACAUCACCAGCCUCGGUUGAACACUGCGCUCAAAACGUGGAGGGGUUUUCACCUUGUGCU